AUGGCGAAACGUUCGAAGCUGUUGGAAGGAAAAGACAUGUGCAUCGAACAUUAUGAGCGGCUGUAUUUCGAAUCAGUGGGAGUAUACUCCUCAAUCAUUCCCUAUCCAAGCGAAUGGGCUCUGGUCAUGCUAUAUUUCGCUGAAAUUAACACCCUUCUACCAUUGAUCGACCAAGAGACAUUUCAGCAACAAUAUCGGCAGAGAAAAGCAUCGCCACAUCUAAUCAAAGCAAUAUGUUUAGUCACAUUGCGACUCAGUUCAGCAGCCUCUUAUAUUCGAGGUUCCUCAGACGGUUGUGUAAUUCACGAUGACCACGCAGACAAACGGAAUGUCUGCAGAGCACAAGAAUCACUCAAAGAGGGCGCUCGAAGCUCGGCAGCAACUCUCGCUCGAAGACUGUACACUGCACUGCGGGCUGCAGUGAUUGAAGGCAACCUCGAACCAGAUCGGGUUGACCGUAUACGCAUCCUGGCUUUGAUGUCACUCGUCAUGCCUCUUACUCACGCUGAGUCUAGCGGGACACACCAUCUAUCACGGUAUCUCCACCAAGCUGUUUGCGAGGCCCAGUCCCUUGGACUACAUCUGGGCUCUACGUCUACGAAGGCCAGCGACACAUUUUUGCAGAAGAAUGUGUCAGUCAGAAAAGCCUCACGAGCUGAAUCCCGUCUCUGGUGGAGCUUGUACGUCUUGGAUCGACUUGGAACCUUUAAUGAUUCCAGGAAGCCUCAUUACAUCCAGGAUCGAGAUAUAGGCAUGCAACGUCGAAAAUUGAUGAUAGAAUCGGGGUUCCUCCGUCAAGACGAUCAACACACUCUCGCACUCUGGAUUGACCAGGUGGACAUCAUCACCCAACUCCGGGAAUCGCAGACUACAGGGAAAAGCAUACUGGAUGAAAACCAGUUGCGAGCAUCUAACGGAGGGGAUACCGUGGAAAUUGGAAAGACAUCUUAUCGGGAUAGCAACAUAUCCCAAGCUGCAAUGCCCAAUUCGAGCGUCUUCAACUCCACCUCCUCAAUCGCAGUCAGCGGGACGCAUAUGCGGUAA
This is a messenger RNA of Fonsecaea pedrosoi CBS 271.37, 1044 nucleotides long. RefSeq lists its product as uncharacterized. Lineage: Eukaryota; Fungi; Ascomycota; Eurotiomycetes; Chaetothyriales; Herpotrichiellaceae. Gene Ontology annotation, biological process: DNA-templated transcription. The transcript has a single exon. The record is from RefSeq and is a predicted model, not a curated record. The coding region runs from base 1 to 1044 and encodes 347 amino acids. Gene Ontology annotation, molecular function: zinc ion binding; DNA binding.